UUGUUCACAGUUCACGAAGCGAAAGCACGGAAUAUUGAUGAGGAUUUGGAUAAGGAUUUAGCGUUUGAGGAACCUGUUGAUGAGGAGACCAAUGACACUGAUGAAGAAAGUAGAGACGAUGGGCGAUUAGAUAGAGGGAAGUUGAACGAGAUGAAUGAGAGUGAGAUGUUACAGGCAGUACAAGAUGCCAUGAGCAAGGCUUCCGCGCACAUGGAGGACAGUGUUGUUGCUUCUUACGUCGCUCUUCUGAUCGGUUGCUUACUGCAACAAAAUGAGGGUCACGCAGCAAUUGUGCGUUCACAUCUUCAGGGUGGUUCAUUUGCUACAAUGAUUGAUCAAUUACAACGCUUCUUGGAUUUCAUGAAAAUAGCGAGUAAAAAAGCUGGAGGAUGCAGAUCGAUUGAGCGCAUCAUCGAUUUACUGGAUAGGUUGAAUUGA
Molecule: messenger RNA, 438 nt
Organism: Ostertagia ostertagi
Lineage: Eukaryota; Metazoa; Nematoda; Chromadorea; Rhabditida; Trichostrongylidae
Source: the annotation of a GenBank genome assembly